Messenger RNA from Pyrus x bretschneideri (Chinese white pear), 3224 nucleotides. Its product is annotated as ethylene receptor 2. Gene Ontology annotation, biological process: response to ethylene; phosphorelay signal transduction system. Gene Ontology annotation, cellular component: endoplasmic reticulum membrane; endoplasmic reticulum. The transcript has 3 exons. Lineage: Eukaryota; Viridiplantae; Streptophyta; Magnoliopsida; Rosales; Rosaceae. The coding region runs from base 595 to 2898 and encodes 767 amino acids. Gene Ontology annotation, molecular function: ethylene binding; ethylene receptor activity; phosphorelay sensor kinase activity. The record is from RefSeq and is a predicted model, not a curated record.
ACAGAGAGAGAGAGGGAGGAGAGAGUGGGGCAAUCGACCUGGUUAUUGGUUUUGUGCUUUCCACCGAAUCGCACCACCGCCUUCUCAACUCUCCAAGCUCAAGUUUUUAGUGCCCACCAGCGGUUCGCACGGCGCGAGGUGGCCGGCUUACUGAUUCAGACAACUGGGUUUAGUGGUUUUUAAAUAAAAAAAAAUACUUAUUUGUAAAAAAUUAAAAAAUCUUUCUUCUUUUCUUGGGUUUGUGAUUUUUAUGGGGAUUUGGUUUUUUGGGUUUUCUUUUUAAUAGGUGCAAGCUUCCAAUUGCUAUAUAAAUGGGGAGUGGUAGAUUUUGGGGUGUGUGUGUGUUUGUUUACUUAUGAGGCUAAUGGGUCUCAUUGCUGAUGGCCGCAGAGGAGCUCUGAGUCUCUUGCAUCUGCUGCAAGCCUAAGAUCUGCAGCUGUUUUAAUUCCAAUCUGGGUUUUCAAAACGUUUCUCAGUGCUGUGAGACGGUCUACAGGAAAUGGAAAUUAAAGUUCGUGGCUUUACGAUUGUAGUUUCGAAACUUUAAUCUGUGUUUACUGUUAAAUGGAUUGAAGAAGUUGUUGUUUGGGUGCAAUGUUAAAGGCCUUAGCAUCUUGGCUAUCAGUUUCAUUGCUCCUAUUCUGUGUUUCUGCGUCGGAUAACGGAUACCCACGGUGCAAUUGUGACGAUGAUGGCAGCUUGUGGAGCAUCGAGAGCAUCCUAGAAUGUCAGCGAGUGAGCGAUUUCUUGAUCGCUGUGGCCUACUUUUCAAUCCCCAUUGAGCUGCUCUACUUUGUCAGCUGCUCGAAUGUACCAUUCAAAUGGGUUCUCUUUCAGUUCAUUGCCUUCAUUGUGCUAUGUGGAUUGACACAUCUACUCAAUGGCUGGACUUACGGCCCUCACCCGUUCCAGCUUAUGCUGGCUCUCACGGUUUUCAAAAUUCUUACUGCUCUGGUCUCAUGUGCCACUGCUAUAACACUCAUCACUCUCAUCCCUUUGCUUCUCAAAGUGAAAGUGAGAGAAUUCAUGCUGAAGAAGAAGACUUGGGAUCUUGGGAGGGAGGUUGGGCUUAUAAUGAGACAGACAGAAGCUGGAAUGCAUGUUCGGAUGCUCACCCAAGAAAUUCGCAAGUCGCUUGAUAGGCAUACAAUACUGUCGACAACACUUUUUGAGCUAUCCGAGACAUUGGGUUUGCAGUACUGUGCAGUUUGGAUGCCCAAUGAAACUAAAACAGAGAUGAUUCUCACCCACGAGCUGAAAGGGAGGAAUUAUUCUCAUAUGUACAACUUUUGUAUACCUAUAAGUGAUCCUGAUGUGAUACAUAUCAAGGGGAGUGAUGGGGUGAACAUCCUAAGGCCUGACUCUGCACUUGUUCAUGCCAGUGGUGAUUCAGGUGAGCCAGGACCAGUAGCUGCAAUUCGGAUGCCAAUGCUUCGGGUUUCCAAUUUCAAAGGAGGAACUCCGGAGUUGAUCCAGACUUGUUAUGCAAUACUGGUUCUGGUCCUCCCUGGUGGACAACCUAGAUCUUGGAGUAGCCAGGACCUGGAGAUAAUUAAGGUAGUUGCUGAUCAGGUUGCCGUGGCUUUAUCCCAUGCUGCAGUCCUCGAAGAGUCUCAACUCAUGAGGGAGAAAUUGGCCGAGCAAAAUCGAGCCUUGCAACAGGCAAAGAUGAAGGCUAUGAUGGCAAGCCACGCAAGAAAUGCAUUCCAAAAGGUAAUGAGUGAUGGGAUGAGGAGGCCAAUGCACUCAAUUUUGGGUUUGCUUUCUUUGAUGCAGGAUGACACUUUGGAUAGAGAUCAACGAGUUAUUGUUGAUGCAAUGGUGAGGACGAGCAAUGUCCUAUCAACCUUGAUAAAUGAUGUGAUGGACAAUUCGGCAAAGGAAAGUGGAAGAUUUCCAUUGGAGGUGAGAUCUUUUGGGUUACAUGGAAUGAUAAAGGAAGCAGCUUGCCUUGCCAAAUGCUUGUGUGUAUUUAGGGGCUUUGGUUUUGCAAUUGAUGUGGACAAGUCCUUACCUGAUCAUGUCAUGGGGGAUGAAAGACGAGUGUUUCAAGUGAUUUUGCAUAUGGUUGGAAGCCUGUUAAAUGGAAACAACGUGGGAGGGUUCGUAAUGUUUCGGGUUGCUUCUGAGAAAGGGAGUCAGGGAAGGAGUGAUCAAAGGUGGGCAGCCUGGAGACAUAGCUCGUCUGAUGGUGAUGUGUGUGUUAGAUUUGAGCUUGGGAUAAGCAAUAGUGGCUCUCAGUCAGAGGUCACAACACCAGCAGUGCAGCUUGUUGGUAGAAGAUACACCAGUGAAGGUGUUGAUGAGGGUUUGAGCUUCACCAUUUGCAAAAAGCUAGUGCAGAUGAUGCAAGGAAAUAUAUGGGCAGUCCCUAACCCUCAAGGAUUUGCUCAAAGCAUGGCACUUGUUCUUCGGUUUCAACUUCGUCCCUCCAUUGCAAUAGCCAUCUCUGAACCUGGAGAAUCAUCUGAGCACCCACAUUCCAAUUCACUUUUCAAAGGCUUGCAAGUUUUAUUAACCGAUGAUGAUGACGUGAACAGGGUUGUGAUGCGGAAAAUGCUCGAGAAGCUUGGUUGCAUUGUAACUGCCGUUUCAUCUGGAUUCGAAUGUCUUUCUACUAUUGGUACUUUUGGUCCUGCUGGAUCUUCAUUUCAAGUUGUUUUACUUGAUCUUCACAUGCCUGAGUUGGAUGGUUUUGAAGUCGCAAUGAGAAUCAGAAAAUUUCGAAGCCUUACUUGGCCAUUGAUCAUUGCCGUAACUGCUAGUGCUGACGAAGAUGUGUGGGAUAGAUGUAUGCAAACAGGAAUCAAUGGGGUUAUCCGAAAACCAGUUCUGCUGCAAGGGAUAGCGAAUGAGCUACGAAGAGUCUUGCUGCAGGCAAACAAAGGGAUGACAUAAGUUGCAUAUCAAGUUCCGACCAAAAAUCCGGCAUUGGGUGUUACGCGAUGCCCUGCUUCAUCUCGUGUACGGUUGAGAUUGUUAUAAUUGCAUAGAUAGUUCCAGAUGUGAUCACAGGUAAUAUUUAGUUGUCUUGUAAAAGAAUGGAAAAAAUUUGGCAAGAAAAAGUUUGUUGGAAAACCAGAUACUGUAGAGAAAUAAGAAAUAUCUGCAGAAAUUGAGUAGAGUUAAAAAAUCAGCAGUUAAUUCUUUGUAUGUUAUGUAGCUGGUGAAGGAGGUUUAUAGUUUUUGAGUUAUGAAAAAGACAUCACAGUCAAAUUAUACAA